CAGAAGCUGUGAGACACCAUAUCAAAGUAAUACAAUGACUAGAUCAGUCGUACUAUUGUGUGUCACAGCAUCGCUGUUCUCUAGUGUGCUGUGCUCAUGGGAGUAUCACUCCUACCUUGAAGCAUUAACUGACGAUAAUACCCGGUGUUUGGGAGAGUGUCUUCUGGGGCAGUGUGUCUACUAUUGGAGUACAAAUAUUAAACCAUGUCAUCCUACGAAAAAUGAAACGAAGUUCUACACGUCCUAUGACAAUUAUCCAUGCCAGAGCAACUGUGACAAGUUCCGAAAAGGAUAUGAAUGGUGCGUUACGGGUGAAAAUCAAUGGGACUACUGCAGUCGUGCUGUCGCUCUCAAAGGCCGUCUCAGACACACCACACAAAAUGAUUACUUGACAUGCUCUGACGAGUGUGGAAAGCACGACUAUCCAAACUACGAUAAUUGGUGUCACACGAUCAAGAACUACCAGUAUUGUGAUGUGGACGACAAAAUCUUCGUGCCUGAAUAUCCAACCUACGAUGGAACUACGUGUGUAACUCCGUGCAUGUUCUACGACAGUGAGACUGAGACCUACUGCUAUGACAACUACGGCUCCUGGAGGCGAUGCUACCUCAACCCACAGUACGAGCACGUGCUGCACUCACUCACGCGCAAACUACGAAGCAAUUGUAUCAAAAAGUUUGGCAACUACACCAGCAAAGGAUACAAAGUGUGUAAAAACUUGUCAAGAUCGAAACGCUACGAUUUUUCAUUCCACGAAUGCGAUUUGGACGUGAGUGCUAUUGCGGAACGACAUAGAGCUGAGAAUCCAUCCGAUCAGGUGCGUGUUAUAGACCCACAUGAACCUAUAACCCGCGACACGGAUCCCAUCUUAUCGUACACCAUGAUGCCGAGGCGAGUGCGGUUUGGGGAUCGCAACAACGUGGCAAAUGUCGACCUGCCACUGGUAUUAGAGGCGCAAUUGACACGCUACACUCUGUUACCUGUCGGCGCUGAUAGAGAAGGAUUUACUCCCUAUGUGAGUAACCACUACAAUCGCAUGAACCCUAACCGAAGAUUUACCACUGUCAACAAUAACUACGAUGAACGAGGUCACAUCUUGGCGUCUAGACUAGGUGGACCUAUGGAGGCCUUCAAUAUCUUCCCGCAAACAUGGCGUUUGAACCACGGCAGUGGUUCUUCGUGGUUUGAAAUGGAGCAACACAUGGCAAACUUUCUGCGGAACCGCGACGACCGGUACAUCGAAUUUCUGGCGGUGCUCGGCUACCUGCGAGACAAUAAUGGCCGUCUGAUCCCUCGACCUGAUCACAUCGGAAUCCGACUGAGAUUCCAUCAGAACAAUAUUUUGGUGAACCGUUACGGUAACAGACUCAACUCUUUUGAGGACAAUGAAACUGAAGACAUGUUCUUUUCUAAUGAUCCAGAUGAUGAUUGUGUUGUGAUGGUGGCCAAUGGAGUGCUAUAGAAUACGUAACAACUUUUUUGUGAAACAAUAAAAAUGUAUAAGUGUUA
Messenger RNA from Helicoverpa armigera (cotton bollworm), 1509 nucleotides. RefSeq lists its product as uncharacterized. The coding region runs from base 35 to 1462 and encodes 475 amino acids. The record is from RefSeq and is a predicted model, not a curated record. Lineage: Eukaryota; Metazoa; Arthropoda; Insecta; Lepidoptera; Noctuidae. The transcript has a single exon.